Eriocheir sinensis (Chinese mitten crab) is the source of this 3709-nucleotide messenger RNA. RefSeq lists its product as uncharacterized. The record is from RefSeq and is a predicted model, not a curated record. Lineage: Eukaryota; Metazoa; Arthropoda; Malacostraca; Decapoda; Varunidae. Bases 794 to 3337 code for a protein of 847 amino acids. The transcript has 12 exons.
GCCGCGUCAGUCAGGCCGCGGGCGUGGUGGAGGAUACUGCGGGUUCUUGGUGCGUGGCUCGGCGUUCUGUUCCCAGCCAGUGAGGUGGAGGUGCGCCGCUUGCUUGAGCUGGGGGAAGAACAGUGGAUAAGACAGUGCAGGGAGAGAUGCCUUCAGUGCUUCAAUGCUUGCUGGACGUAAAAACCCAACACUAAACGUAAAGGAGGCAGCUGGAGGCGCUAUAAUAUUGACAAACUUGAAAUGAAUGUUGUCCCUGCGUCUGCCCGCCGUAGCUGCUCGUGAAUCUCUCGUGGAGGUUAUUACAAGUGUUUUGAUGGGUGGUAAUGAGCGUGCUGCUGGACCUGAGACUUUCCCGCUGACUCGGCGAAAGAGCGGACUUGUGUGAUCGUUGUGCAUGAGUGGCUGGCUGGCUGGCAGGGCGUAGGUGUGUGUGUGUGUGUGUGUGUGUGUGUGUGUGUGUGUGUUUAACGAGGGAGUCGACCCGCACUGGAAUUGUCAUCAUCGGACGCGUGUCGUCACCUAGCGCUCCUGCCCGACCCCCAGGCGCCAGAGGAUCGCGCCCCCACUUCCCUUCCCCCCCUCCGCCCCGUGUCUUCCUUCAUCGUCGCCUCCCACCCGCGGCCGUGGCAGAGCGCAGGGGCAGCGUUGGGGGUCAGGGUUAGGCGAGCGAAUGCGACAGGCGGCUGUUGGUGAUCCUGGUUCCUGUUCCCUGCACCGUCCAGCGGCUCCGGCCCCAGGACGCGCCGAGCCGGGCCAAGGUGGAAAGGCGUCAGGUGGCAGGUGCUGAGGCACCAUGGCCGGGCCUCCGUCCCUUCUACAUGCCGGCCUGGACGCAGCCACUGCCCCGUCCAGCUUCACGCCCUUCCUGCCCUCCGCCCCAGAGCCGCUCCUCCAUUACAGCUUCCCUUCCGAGGCAGACACUCUGGCCUACGUUGAUGCCCUCAAGCACUCGGACCUCAGUGACUGGAGGUCGCUGCAAGAGGUGGCGGCGCGGGCUGGGGCUGGGUCCUGCUCUGGCGCCGUCACUACCUCGGUGCUGACGGCCCUCUACCUGCUGGGCCUCUUCAACCUCUGCGUCGCCUCGCCUGCCUCCUGCUGUGUUCCUCCUGCCUCAGGACGCCGCCGUCGCCGCAGCUCCGUCGACCCCACCCUCCCGCCGCUGCUGAACAACCUGCAGUACAACCUGUCCAGCCUCUCCCUCGAGCAGUUCCGCGCCCUGCCACACGUCACCACCCCAGACGGCGGCCGCGUCCCCCUCCACAUAUCCGUAGUGGAACAGGUUCGCAAGCUGUGGGACUCCAACCCUCGCCUGCUGUCGUCCGUGUCGUGCACCUCGGCCACGGAAUCUGUGCGUUCGUCGUUCAUCUCCCUGAGCGGCGUCGCGUCGGGCAUCAUCCUGGCGUACAGCGUGGCACAGCUCAACCAGUGCUACCCCGACCACACCCCGCACCCCAACCACCCUCCCAAGAUAUGGUUCUUUCCUAUCCCCAAGGCCGCCCCGCAACCACGGUUCCCUGUCCCCAUGAUCCCGGGGGAAAUACCCGUCUCAGGCGAGGACGAGGAGGAGGACGGCUGCGGGCGGGAUGAGGUGCCUCUGGGGUCGGACCGCUGCGCUCUGCUCCUCUCCUCGAAGCCGUGUCCCUACCGCCACUGGGUCCUCCUCAACAGCGACACUCGCACGGGUGAGUGUGUCCCUCGCCUGUGUGCCGACAACUUCGUCUACGUAGAGACGGACCAGAUGUGCCACGACGUCAACGAGCCAGGGAUCUGUCCCGGCAACAGGCGCCUCUACCUCACCGCCUACGGCACUGCUGUUUGCGACUGUCUGGAAGGUAUGUUCCCAGGCCCCAACGACUCGUGUUACUUCUUGUAUGAGUCCGCGUACUGCAGCGCCGGGUCUGUGCUUCAGUUUGACCGAGACAGCAAGACGCUCACCUGCAAACCGGACCCGUGCAACUACGUCAAUAGUCAGCUAUGGCCUGACGACUUGCCCUACGCCCCGCGACCCAAGGACGGUUACUGCUACCAGUUCAAUGAGCAAGGGCCCUGCAAGCGAGGACAAAGGUUUGGCUACGACACCGACAAGCUGGAGGCCACCUGCGUGUCCCUGCUGGAGGCCGGCCUCGCUCGGCCCCGCAGAUCCUUCAUGUAUCAGCAGAUGUCCUUCCCGGCCACGCAGGACCGCCAGUACCACCAUUACCAGGUGUCGUACAUUAUUAUGAAUGGUACGACGUGGGACCUGGAGGUUAAAGGUGUCAAGAGAACCAAGAGGGACGUGCGUGAACACCACCAACCAGCGCCUCACGUAUCCUCUGGCCACCUCGUCGUCCCCUUCAUCGACACAAGAAGCUUUCCCCGUAGCGUCCGUCCGUCCAUGCGGCCGCGAACUUCACGCUGGACCGGGCGUAGACGCAUGCGGAGGGGCAACAGCCACCCUCAACGCUACCCAAGAAUCAGACACAUGAGGGGCGCCGCCAGACGUCGUGUCUUGGCGUCCCGCUUUGUCCAAAGAACUCACGACCGAGCCAGAUUGAGAAGCAUGAGGAUGAGGAGAGGCCAUGUUCGUCCAAGCCGAGAGACUGUCCUCGAUCCAGAACUUCAACGAGACUUUGGCAGCAUCGUCAAGGUCAAUCAAUCGGCGCUAGCGAGCCCUGUAGUGGUGCCGCAAACAGCCUCCCUCACGGCCGCUUCUCGUCCUGUCCGGAAGACUGAGCGAAGGAGAGGCGGUGGAACAGUUCGUCAAAGCUCUAGACGGCGUGGUGGCAAGAAACGGGGAAAAGGGAGGAAGAAAAAGAAAGGACGAAAGCGUAGAAAGAAGAAGAAGAAAGGCCGUAGGCGUGGCAACAAAAGAAGACACAGACUAGACUCUACCAGAAACUCCACUAGAAUAAAAGGGAAAAGGAAAAGGAAAAAUCCUCACCUUCCGUUCCGCGUGCCCACAGCCCUUCCCCCCUCCGCGGCUAACACCACGUCAGGGGGGCCACCGGAAGCGAGGAGCACCAACAGCAGUACACCAGACGCUUCAAGACACACACCUUCAGAUGAUAAGGAAGAGGAAGAAUUAUCAUCGUCGGAGUUAUCCUUGCCAAAGUACUUGCGUCACCGAGGGCGGCGCCAGCUGGGAGAGGGCGGCGGCAUCAUCCAGGCGCCCUUACUGAGUGCCUGCAAGCCCGGUGCCAAGAGGGACUACAACUACAAGUGUCGACCCAAAUUCAUCCCUCAAGGACGCGACCGGCGCAGGGUUGCCGGAGUGAAUGUGGGGCCCCGUAGGCCAACCAUAUCUUGCCCUAAGGGCACGCGGCUGGAUCCACGCGGAAGGUGUCAGCAAAUCGGGUGAGUCGGCUGGAUGUCGAUCAACUUUUGUCCGACACCAAUCACCGGCGGCAGGGAGGACCCGCGGAUGGCGCCGCCAGAGCGUUGCCUGAGCCAUGGGACCACUAUACCAGUGAUGUGCUUCCCUCAGCACCUCACACUCCAAGCAACUGAGAACUUUUGAAUUUCAGGGUUCUUAGAGGAUUCACAGUCCUCAUAAGGUCUGCCCUUCACUACCUACAGGACGCCUUUAAGUUAUGCGGUGCAGUUUGCCAGAUACUUGCAGUGACUGACAUAAAUAGUGAUAAAAAUGCAAUAAUUACACUUCGUUGAAAUAUCGUUUCUAACAGUGGUCGGAGAAUGAACGACAGUGCUCCUUUUUAAUGGAAUAUUUUCG